Messenger RNA from Saccharomyces mikatae IFO 1815, 1101 nucleotides. RefSeq names its product Mtm1p (gene MTM1). Bases 1 to 1101 code for a protein of 366 amino acids. The record is from RefSeq and is a predicted model, not a curated record. The transcript has a single exon. Lineage: Eukaryota; Fungi; Ascomycota; Saccharomycetes; Saccharomycetales; Saccharomycetaceae. Gene Ontology annotation, biological process: mitochondrial transmembrane transport.
AUGAGUGAUCGCAAUACUAGUAAUAGACUAACCUUAAAAGAACGAAUGUUAAGUGCUGGUACAGGAUCACUACUCACCUCUUUGAUCUUAACACCGAUGGAUGUCGUGAGAAUACGACUACAACAACAGCAGAUGAUUCCCGACUGUUCAUGCGAUGGGGCACCCGAGUUAUCCAGCGCCGUUGGUUCAGGAUCAAAACUUAAGACGUUGACCGAUGUCAGAGGGCAAAACUUAAACAACGGGAAAAUAUUUUGGGAGAGUGCGUGUUUUCAAGAAUUACACUGUAAAAACUCUUCGCUGAAGUUCAAUGGCACUCUGGAAGCAUUUACGAAAAUUGCCAACGUUGAAGGUAUAACGAGUUUAUGGAGGGGUAUUUCUUUAACUCUACUGAUGGCUAUCCCCGCUAAUAUGGUCUACUUUAGUGGAUAUGAAUACAUAAGGGAUAUCUCCCCCAUUGCUUCGACGUACCCGACGUUGAAUCCCCUCUUUUGUGGAGCAAUUGCGAGAGUAUUUGCAGCAACAAGUGUUGCACCCUUAGAACUAGUAAAAACUAAGCUGCAAAGUAUACCGAGGUCAUCAAGGUCCACGAAAACAUGGAUGAUGGUUAAGGAUUUGUUGAACGAGACGAGGCAAGAAAUGAAAAUGGUAGGUCCUUCUAGGGCUCUUUUUAAAGGUUUAGAGAUCACUCUGUGGAGAGACGUUCCUUUCAGUGCAAUAUACUGGAGUUCGUAUGAACUCUGCAAGGAGAAACUAUGGCUGGAUUCUAGUCGAUAUACAUCGCAGAAUUCCAACUGGAUUCAUUUCAUAAACAGUUUUGCCAGCGGUUGCAUAAGUGGGAUAGUAGCAGCUAUUUGCACACACCCCUUUGAUGUCGGUAAAACGAGAUGGCAAAUAUCCAUGAUGAACAAUAAUGACCCGAAGGGUAGCAACAGGUCUAGGAAUAUGUUUAAGUUUCUAGAGACCAUAUGGCGUAAGGAAGGUUUUGCUGCUCUUUAUACGGGCCUCGCCGCCAGAGUGAUUAAGAUAGCGCCAAGUUGCGCUAUUAUGAUUUCUAGUUAUGAGAUCUCCAAAAGAAUAUUUGGAAAGAAAUUGCAUCAGUAA